GUGAAUGGUUUCGCCCAUGGAGUCGCUCCAGUGCACCGCACACCACCAGACUUGAAGAACAGACAGAUUUCUUUUUUUGUUUGUUUGUGUGUGUGUGUAUAUGUUUGCUUAACAGUAUUUAGUGUUUUUCCUACUGAACAAAAACAGUAAUGCAUUCUUGAAAUCACUACGGUACUUUAUGGAUUCUGUGCGCUUUUGCUCGGACUCAUUGAAGCUAAGGAGCUGGGCUACCAGUGACUGGAAUUAAUAAGGCACCGGUACAAUCCUCAGAUGAUCCGUGGACUUGUUCUGAACCAUACUUUCCUCACACCCCAAGACAGAGACAACUAUCUGGUGUCAGAGUGUCCUCGGAGGGUGGCGUCAGUACCCUGCAGGGCUCAACUGCCUUGUUUGGCAGGACAUUUGGCCUACCUUCUCACACCUCCUCCCAGCUGCGGAGAUGCCCUCGCCUCCCAAUGAUGGAGAAUUCCCUUGUUUGCAUCUGACUUCCUCCUACCCAUAGUGCAACACACAGUCUAGAUAGGAUCGAGGAGCAUCCCCCAUGAACUUGCCAUCUGUGGGCUCCUACCAGGGGCAUGGCAAGAGGAAGGUGCAUACCAAAAAGAAGAAGGGUAUCAUCAGUGCCAAUGUUGCUGGUACCAAAUAUGAGAUUGUUCGGAUAGUCAUCAAUGAGAUGGACUUUCUGAAGACACGAGAUGAUGACGAGACUGCCAAUCUCAUCUGGAAUGAUUCUUCUGUACAGCAUGAAAAAAUUGCUGAGCUCAGGAAUUAUCAGAGAAUUAACCAUUUUCCGGGUAUGGGUGAAAUUUGCCGCAAAGACUGCUUAGCAAGAAACAUGUCAAAAAUGAUCAGGUGCCAAACUCAAGAAUACAGCUUUGUACCCAAAACCUGGAUUUUCCCCGCUGAGUACACACAGUUUCAAAAUUAUGUCAAGGAGUUGCGGCGGAAACGCAAGCAGAAGACGUUUAUUGUCAAACCAGCCAAUGGAGCCAUGGGUAUUGGGAUCUCACUUAUCCGUAACUGUGAGAAGCUGCCAGCCCAGGAGCACUUCAUUGUUCAGGAGUACUUGGAAAAACCUUUCCUGAUGGAGGGCUACAAGUUUGAUCUGCGCAUCUACAUUCUUGUCACUUCCUGUGACCCACUUCGCAUUUUCCUCUACAAUGACGGCCUGGUGCGCAUGGGCACAGAGAAGUAUCAUGCACCCAGCGAGGCCAACUUGAGCCAGCUCUACAUGCAUCUUACCAACUACUCAGUCAACAAACACAAUGAGAACUUCGAACGGGAUGAGACGGUGGACAAAGGCAGUAAAAGAUCCAUCAGCUGGUUUACAGAGUUUCUGCACACCAAUGGAUACGAUGUUGUCAAGUUCUGGGGUGACGUCUCUGAGCUGGUUGUGAAGACAUUGAUAGUGGCGGAGCCCCAUGUGCUGCACGCGUAUCGCAUGUGCAGGCCUGGCCAGCCACCGGGGAGCGACAGUGUCUGCUUUGAGGUCCUGGGCUUUGACAUAAUCCUGGACCGCAAACUCAAACCUUGGCUCCUGGAGAUCAAUCGAGCUCCAAGCUUUGGGACAGAUCAGAAGAUUGAUUUUGACGUGAAGAGAGGAGUUUUGCUCAAUGCUCUGAAACUACUCAACAUUAGAGCCAGUGAUAAGAAACGCAACCUAGCACAGCAAAAAGCAGAAGCCCAGAGGCGGCUGUAUGGGCACGGAUCCAUAAAGAAACUCUCAGCUGCGUCCUCAGACUGGGAAAGACAGCGUCACACCUUGGAGCGAAGGCGAGAAGAACUUAAAGAACGACUGGCGCAGGUCCGCAAGCAGAUCUGCAGGGAGGCACAUGAAAAACAACAUCUGGGCAACUACAGACGUAUUUACCCCCCAGACGACAAGCUGCUGUUGGAGAAGUAUGAAAGCCUGCUCUCUUCCGCCUUUCAGACCUUCCUCGCUGGGCGAGCUACUUCGCUUCAGAAGGAAAUGAAUAAUCCUCUGAAACAAAUGAAGGAGGAGGACAUCUUGGAUCUGCUGGAGCAAUGUGAACUAGAUGACGAGAAGCUGAUGGGCAAAUCCUCGAGACAACGUGGCCCUAAGCCCUUGAGCACUAUGGCUGAGUGCAGCCAGACAUUACCACGUCAACGACCAGACUACCUGGCUGACUUCACCAGCAGUAGCAGCGCUGAAAACUCCUGCUCGUCCUCAAAUGAAGAUGAGGAAGAGAAGAGAAAAGUAGAAGGGGAUACUCGAGGUGGAGAAAAGCGGGAGAAGAAAGUCUCUUACGACCUUGGAAGCAAGGAGAAGAUCUUGGCUGAACGCUCAGGUCGAAUGCACUGGAAACCAGCAGUCAAGCUGGUCAAAACUAGUCCGGCCUCUUCUGCUACUUCAACACUCUCUGGCCGAAUCAGACGGUCCAUCUCAUGCCCUCGCUCCAUCUCUUCCCUCUCGUCACCCAACGAAGUGCGAGCUCCGUCCACUAGGUCCUCUCCUAACGUUCCGGUCAUGGCUAUCCCUGUACGCCCGAGCUCUGCAACACUACGCUCUCAUUCAUUAAGCCGCAGUGGCUCUGCCCAUCGUGUGCCUCACAGCAACAGCCUGGGAGCCAUUCACUCCAAUAUUGGUGAUCCACUAAUUAACCUGAGGAGUAAAGAGCAGGAAGCAGCACUUACAUGUCAGACACUGACUGCGCUCACAUUCAUGAGGAUCCGAUUUCCCGGAAAAACGGAGGAGGAAGCGGAGGGAGUGUUGGAUGAGAUACUUGACAACUGGAAGUAUCAUAAACAAAAGGUAGCCUCUUACUGGCUUGUAAAGUUGGACUCCACUAAACAACGGAAGGUUUUAGACAUUGUGAGGACCAAUGUACGCUCAGCACUACAGCGGAUCUGGAAAGAGCCAGAAUUGGAAAGCCUCCACUUGUAUCGCCUCUUUAACCGUGUCUUCAACCGACUACUCUGGAGUCACGGCCAGGGCCUCUGGAACUGCUUCUCUAACUCUGGUUCAUCAUGGGAGAGCAUCUUCAGUAAGAGCAGUGAGGUGGUUUCGCCUCAGGAGCUGCAAUGCUGCCGCAGGCUGGUUCAGCUGUGCCGAGACUGUUUAUUGGUCGUUUACAAGUUUGUCUCUGAGUCCCGGGGCUCUUUGACCGGUCUCAGCCCAGAAUGGGACGACACCAGGUACUGGAACGCUGUUAGCAGGAGCUGCCUCACUGCUUUGUCUCGGUGGAAGGUGUCAUAGAAAAGUCUAAGAAAGCUACUGACGUCUGUGCCGCAGAAUGAUAGGUACAGUAUCUCCUGCCAGUGACCUCCCAGUUCAUCAUAAAGUGGCCUUCGUCCAGUUUUGGCCACAUCUCCUCGGCCGCACCACGCUCACGCAGUCUUUUUGCUGCCAGGAUGGGACACGUCUGAGGUCACCGUGGCUUUGGAGGCGUUGGCCUUUUGACUUCAGUCUGCUUCCUGUGACUUUCUCCCAAACUCCCAGUGUGGUUCUCGGCUUUUAAGAGCUCUGGACACACAAUGGAGACUAGAUUGUUGGCAAUUGCCCUGAGACAGAUCAACAAAAGCCAGGAGAUUUGGGACGACCAACGCUUCCAUUGAUAGUACAUUGGCACUGCCAUCCAAACCCCCUUAAUGUUGCCUUCACCCCAAUAACAUAAGACAGACCCUCCGCUCAUAUUGUAAUUGCUCUAUUUUAACAACUCGCUGUACAGCAACACCUUGUGGUACUGUAAGAGGAAAGAAUAUCAGUUAUUUAACAAUACAAGGAUUUUUAUUUAUGUACUGUAGUUACUUAUUUUGUCAUAUGUUCCACGCAUGCAGUGAUUGCUGACGCAGAACACAGCCAUGGAAUGAUACCCACAAAUUUAUUUAUUUUUGCUAUUUCCUUUGCAUACUCACAAGGAAUUGAGAUAGCUUUUAAAAAUCUUUUUAUUAAAUUAUUUAUGUUUAUAGUGUUUUAAGAUCUAGUUUACAUAACCCUUCCAUUUAAAAAAAUAAGUUUCACACCUCAUUUAAAGGUUAUUGAGUGCAGACUUUCUAAAGAAUGUUUAGAAUGUAAGUGUAUUGCCACAUAGAGAACAUGAUGAACCAACAUCUUGCAAGAGCACUUUGUUCUAAAUAGAGUAAAAACAUUGCAGAAAUGCUUGCAUGCCUUGGCUUUUUACCUGUGAGACAGGUGUAUUGGAACAGUUUUCAAAGUUGCAUCUAGUUGUCCAAACACUGCCCUUUAAAAUGUUAUUAGCGGAUACAGGAUACGAUGAUCAAAGAUGUGCUUUUUCCAUCACUCUGAGAUUAUUUGUGUGCAGCACAUUGAUUGGUUAGGACCCUCAGCCUGAACACUGAGAGCAUGGAUGUGCCAGUAAAAAGCUCAUCUACAUACUUCAUUUAUGCUAAUGUUAAUAUUUCACUAAGCACCCUAGGACUUGUUAAGGACAGUGGAGUAAAAAACAAACAAAAAAAAAGUAUUGUUUGGGAGAAAAGUGGUGUUAUGUGUUAAGUACUUUAGUGGCUCUCUGCAGAAAAAAAUGUCAUGACUAAUUUGGUGUGCCAAAAACUAUACAGCAACAAUCCCAUUUAAAACUGCUAACAAAGUAACUUCCCCUUACAUAUGUACUGAACAUCAAUUUACAAUACCAAAAUAUAGAUUUUUUGAUGUUAUUAAAUUACACAUUACUUUGAAGGCAUUUUUUUCAAUGGAGGAAUGGGAUUUUUUUUGUUAUUCAGCAAUAAAAGAUUCAAACAAGACAAUUGCUCCAACGUUGUAUUUUGCUCUCCUUGAGCUGAAUUGAAUUGGUAAAGGGAAAUUAUUAAUGUUUUUGCUAAGGUAUCCAAAAUGUACAAAAUAUCUCUGUAUAAUUACUGUAUGUGCAGUUCAACACCACUAAUGCAAACUAAAGCCACAAUAAUGAUUGCUUUAUUACUCUAUUGGGCACCUAACGCCUCUUUGAUGUGAUAGAACUCUCCAUCCUUUGUACAAUUGUCAAAAAAAGUUUAAUCAUUUCCAGAUUACAAGCAGCCUUUAAUAAUCCGUGACUGUUCCCGCAAUGUCUUUAUGUCUCGAUUGUUUGUCAUCAAUGUCAUACAAGAGCACUUACAACUACCAGAGACGAGAAUAAAGAUGAUUCUGAUUCUAAUACUGAAGGGGGGAAAAAAAUGAACUACGGUACAAGGAAUGGAUU
Syngnathoides biaculeatus (alligator pipefish) is the source of this 5156-nucleotide messenger RNA. It is a transcript of the gene ttll7, whose product is annotated as tubulin tyrosine ligase-like family, member 7. Lineage: Eukaryota; Metazoa; Chordata; Actinopteri; Syngnathiformes; Syngnathidae. Gene Ontology annotation, cellular component: cilium. The transcript has 23 exons. Gene Ontology annotation, biological process: protein polyglutamylation; microtubule cytoskeleton organization. Gene Ontology annotation, molecular function: tubulin-glutamic acid ligase activity; tubulin binding. The record is from RefSeq and is a predicted model, not a curated record. Bases 542 to 3217 code for a protein of 891 amino acids.